CUCGAUCGAAGAAAGACAUUUAAACAGUGCUUCCUGCCCAUUGAAAUUGAAUACACAGAUUUCACACAGCGAGCGAUCUUGUGAUCGAUAUUUAAAUUCCAAGGGCUAGAUAAAGUCGCUUACACCCGAGACAAAUUCCCCCUUAUCGAGGGAUCAUCUGCGACCAUGAAUUCAUUGUGGCUUGUCAUUUGCUAUCUGUUAGGGGCUGCGAUAAAGGGUUCUCUAGGUUACACCGGCUGUACAGAUACCUCCCUCAACUACCAGGGCUACACCUAUACCAUUGACCCGACCACCCAGCAGAAAGUCUGGUCACACUGCGGCUUCCCCAACCCCAGCUUUGACUACGCCCUCUGUGGCCUGACCUACACAAGUGGGGAACAUUUCCUUUGUGAUCCGGAUGGACUCUUAUCGUCACAGCUCGAAAUUGAUGGGAUUGAUCUGGCCCUUCGGAAUAUCCAGGCGAACACCUCCACACUCUGUAGCAGCGCUGACGGAGACUCCGAAAGUUUUACCGUGUCCAUUGCUCUCGUCAAUCGAACACGCAUCGCGGACCUAACGUCCGCCAGUCUUUGCAUCAACAAUUGUGGAGAGCUUCAACCGGUUACAAACAUUACCGCCAGUGCACUCUCAGACAGCCAGAAGACGGCCAUCGCUGAAAAUUUCGGCGACUACCUCAGAACUGGAUGGGCCUUCGGUUCAUGCGGAAAUGACGUCGUCAUUUUUUAUGCCGAGGAUUUGAACAAGGUCCAUGUUGCAGUGGGAUACAAAGCAAAUAGUCUCGUAACAUCUGACGUCAUAGAUUACAUCAAAACGACAUUUGUGUCCUAUAAAAACAACGGGAGAUUGGCGGAAGGCCUUCUUGUGAUCGCUGAGAAGCUGCGCACAACUCUGCGCGGAGUGACGCCUGCGCACAUCCUUCUGAUCCUGAACAUGAUUGUGGUAGUUUUGACAGCCGCUUUUCUAAUUUUUUUCCUCCAUCUCCGAUCCGUUGAAUUCAACGUCUGGGGUCGUGAAGGAUUUUGGAAGAUUCCGGAAUAUUUCUUCUACCUGAUUUCCGGAGUAUGGAUGAUCAACGGUCUUUUGUUUGGCGUAAUUUACAUGUCUAACAAAGCGCCAUAUUGGGCCACCUUCUUCUCUGGGAUUAUUGGAUUGGCGUGUAUUAUUAUGUACAUAUUCGAAGAGAAAAUAUUUGACACUUAUUCCAACAGUGGAUCCUACACUCUCAACAUCACAUCGUAAAGGACACGAAAUUGCAGGCAAAAACAGUGUUACGUUUUUUUUUAUUUGAUUCUAGUGCACACGUUACACUGUGCUCUGACAAACAUGUAUAAUUGACAUUAUAAAAACUAACCAAGUAACAUAAACUACGAUAGAUGGUGGAUUCAUGUCUCCUAACUAUUAUACUCCUGCAACUUAAUAUGGCCAUUACUUAUUAAAAAAUUGAUUUAUUAUUCCUUAAUUAAAGUUCUUGGAUAGUAAGCUUAUGACGUUAUUUGCAAUUAUUACUUUAAUCCGUCCAAUAUUCGUCUUUUAUGUACGGGUCAUAAAACCAUGCCUGUUUCUGUUUGACAAUGUAGAUGUUCACAUGAAGCCUUAAUUAUUGUCAUAUUUUCCUUAUUUUCUCUGUAUUUUAUCUACAGUAACUCAUCAUUACUUCGUGUUAUUUUACUACAUCUACAUAUUAUUUUUUUGAAAUCCCGUCCGAUUUUUUACUUAUCCGUAUACAACGUAGAUAUGAAAACUUCUAAAAUAACUUUUAUGAGUCGUAUUCAUCAAACAGAAUUAUAUUUUCCAACUAUACUAGUACUGUGGACUGAUUUCGUGGUUUGUUAAAAACGAAAAAUACUUGUUCGCGGGGAUGUAUUUUGGAGGAUGAUUGCCCCGAAAAGAAAUAUGUCCCUCUUGUUUAUAAAUGUUUAAUAUACCAAGUUCUUUUGGGUUUGAAUUCGCGGAUAAGUGAUAUAGCCACGAAAAAUCUACUAACAAUGACUACCACGAACAUUUCACAGUGUUAAAUACAUAUUUUUUUCAUUUGAUUUACAUAGGAUGCUGGUCAUCCGACUAUUUGUUAGACUAUUAUUAAUAAAUUAUUCAACAUCUUUA
This is a messenger RNA of Magallana angulata, 2103 nucleotides long. RefSeq lists its product as uncharacterized. NCBI's taxonomy places the organism in Eukaryota, Metazoa, Mollusca, Bivalvia, Ostreida, Ostreidae. The transcript has 5 exons. The record is from RefSeq and is a predicted model, not a curated record. Bases 166 to 1239 code for a protein of 357 amino acids. Gene Ontology annotation, cellular component: acetylcholine-gated channel complex.